AUGGGACGCCAAGCUGAACAGAUAUUUAACACGUUCACGUUCCCUGCUCCCGUCGAAGGUAACGAUCCUAGGUACAACUUUGACACUGUAUUAGAGAAUUUCGACGCUCACUUUGUCCCCAAGCGGAAUCUUAUCCACGAAAGAGCAAAGUUUCAUGCACGAGCACAAAACAAUAAGGAGACAAUAGAAGAAUAUGUUAGAGCCCUGUACAAGCUUUCAGAACAUGAAGACUUUAAGGACCGAGAUGAAACCAUAAGGGAUAGACUCGUCCUAGGAGUACUGGACAAUGAACUGUCACAGCCCUUUCAACUCGAGGCAACUCUUACUUUGAAAUCAGCCAUCGAAAGAGUACGCCAUUUCAAGCUCGUAAAGGGUCAGGUCAGCAGCCAACGUCAGCUAGGUGCAGCAGUCACAGUAGAUGCAGUGUGCUACGGCCAGAGGGGAUAUUCGUCGCCUGCUCACCCCAGGGGUGCUGUUGACAAAGACUCGGACAGUAGUGUCGUUACCGAUGUAAACUUCAGUGAAGUUAGCGAGCCACCACGGCCCGUUACACUGAACCUUGGAGGGAGAGCUACAUCCUUCAAGAUAGACACAGGGGCCAAUGUUUCGAUAAUGUCGAAGGCCGACUACAACCGUCUCAGUCCUCGUCCAAAGCUGAAAACAACGUCUGCAGUUCUCCGCAGUCCUGGUGGAGUCAUAAGGAGCGUGGGAGAAUUUAUCGCAACUACGCAGCAUAACAAUCGCAACUUUGCGUUCCGUGUUUUCAUCCUUAACAACGACACCGACUGCCUCCUCAGUUGCGACACCGCAGUUUGUUUGGGACUGAUUUCUCAAGACAGAAUUGACUCUGCCAACCUCGUGUUCGGCGAUGUGGGACCUAAACCUAUACGCUGCGAGCCAGUGAAAAUCAUCUUGAAAGAAGAUGCACAGCCAUACUCCGUGAACGUCGCACGUCGGAUUCCCAUUCCACUCAUGGACGAAGUCAAAGCUGAACUAGACCGCAUGGAAGCCGCAGGUGUCAUUGAGAAGAUCAGCGCUCCAACUGACUGGUGCGCGCCCAUGGUCCCGGUCAGAAAAAGGUCUGGUAGCGUUAGAAUCUGCACAGACCUGAAAAAGCUCAACCUGUCGGUGAAGCGUGAACGAUUCAUGCUGCCCACCAUAGACGACAUCUUGUACAAACUCAGCGGUUCAAACAAGUUCAGCAAGCUUGAUGCAACUUCUUCCUUUUGGCAGUUGGCCCUGGACGACGACUCCGCGAAGCUGACUACUUUCAUUACCCUAUUCCGUCGGGACUUCUACAAACGUCUCUGCUUUGGAAUCACCUCUGCACCUGAGAUAUUUCAGCGCACAAUGCAAGACAUUCUAGCGGGCAUAGACGGUGUUGAGUGCUUUAUAGACGAUAUCCUCCUGCACACGGAUGGUGAGGAGAAACAUGAUAAACUGAAGAAGAAAGUCUUCCAUCGGCUAAAAGAGCAUGGUGUCAAGUUGAACAAAUCCAAGUGCAAGUUUGACAGGGACGAAAUCAAUUUUCUUGGCCACAUAUUAGCGGGAAGGGUGUAA
Aplysia californica (California sea hare) is the source of this 1560-nucleotide messenger RNA. RefSeq lists its product as uncharacterized. Lineage: Eukaryota; Metazoa; Mollusca; Gastropoda; Aplysiida; Aplysiidae. The record is from RefSeq and is a predicted model, not a curated record. The transcript has 2 exons. Bases 1 to 1560 code for a protein of 519 amino acids.